This is a messenger RNA of Ziziphus jujuba (common jujube), 1581 nucleotides long. Its product is annotated as calreticulin. Gene Ontology annotation, biological process: protein folding. Gene Ontology annotation, cellular component: endoplasmic reticulum membrane; endoplasmic reticulum. The record is from RefSeq and is a predicted model, not a curated record. The coding region runs from base 70 to 1344 and encodes 424 amino acids. Gene Ontology annotation, molecular function: calcium ion binding. The transcript is spliced from 14 exons. NCBI's taxonomy places the organism in Eukaryota, Viridiplantae, Streptophyta, Magnoliopsida, Rosales, Rhamnaceae.
ACUCGAGACUGAUUAACUCUGUAGUUUGGAGCAGUCUCCCUUCUCUCUCUAUCAAGCUUCAGAAAAGCCAUGGCGUUUAGGGUUCGGAACCCUAAUUCUCUCUCCCUUCUCCUUCUUGUCUCUCUCCUCUCGAUCGCCUCCGCCAAAGUCUUCUUCGAAGAGCGCUUCGCUGAUGGAUGGGAGAACAGGUGGGUUAAAUCUGACUGGAAGAAAGAUGAGAACAUGGCUGGAGAGUGGAACUACACCUCUGGUAAAUGGAAUGGUGACCCUAACGACAAAGGUAUCCAAACAAGUGAAGACUACAGGUUCUACGCAAUUUCAGCUGAGUUCCCUGAAUUCAGUAACAAGGAUAAUACAUUAGUGUUCCAAUUUUCUGUCAAGCAUGAACAGAAGCUUGACUGUGGUGGUGGGUACAUGAAGUUACUCAGUGGUGAAGUAGAUCAGAAGAAAUUUGGUGGUGAUACCCCAUACAGUAUCAUGUUUGGACCAGAUAUCUGUGGCUACAGCACCAAGAAAGUCCAUGCAAUUCUAACAUACAAUGGAACUAAUCAUUUGAUCAAGAAGGAUGUUCCUUGCGAGACUGACCAGCUUACUCAUGUUUAUACAUUUAUCCUCCGACCAGACGCUACCUACAGCAUCCUUAUUGACAAUGUAGAGAAACAAACUGGUAGUCUCUAUAGCGAUUGGAAUCUUCUUCCUCCCAAAACAAUCAAGGAUCCAGAUGCUAAGAAACCUGAAGAUUGGGAUGACAAGGAGUAUAUUCCUGAUCCUGAAGAUAAGAAGCCAGAGGGUUAUGAUGACAUUCCAAAAGAGAUUCCAGAUCCUGAUGCCAAGAAGCCUGAAGAUUGGGAUGAUGAGGAAGACGGUGAAUGGACAGCACCAACCAUUGCCAACCCUGAAUACAAGGGCCCAUGGAAGCCAAAGAAAAUUAAGAACCCCAACUACCAGGGAAAGUGGAAGGCACCACUGAUUGACAAUCCAGAUUUCAAGGAUGACCCAGAUCUCUAUGUUUUCCCUAAUUUGCAUUAUGUGGGAAUUGAGUUGUGGCAGGUGAAAUCUGGCACCCUGUUUGACAAUAUCUUGAUCGCUGAUGACCCCGAAUAUGCGAAGCAGUUGGUGGAAGAAACAUGGGCCAAGCACAAAGAUGCUGAGAAGGCUGCAUUUGAUGAGGCAGAGAAGAAGAGAGAAGCAGAGGAGUCGAAGGAUGAUCCAGCUGAUUCUGAUGCUGAUGAUGAAGAUGAAGGUGAUGCCGAGGAUGCAGGAGAAGAAUCUGAUGCUGAGUCCAAACUAGAGUCUGAAGACAGUGAUGACGCCAAGGAAGCUGACAAACAUGAUGAACUGUAGAAGAGAGUUCCAGAGAUAAAGCUUGGAUGUCAAUCGCUCCAAAAAUUUUUUUUUCCUUUUUAUUAUUUUUACCUGUAGGAAUUUUCUCUUAGUGAAGAAACUCCUUUAGCUAUUUGAGAAAUCAGAACAAUGAUGAAAUGUGUGUUUUUUAUCAUCACAAUUAAGAAAUAGUUGGGAACUUUUGAGCUUCAAAUGUUAACUAUAAUUAUCCGAAAUUGCCUUUUAGAUUUUUGUUGA